AUGACUGCAGUCUUCCGUCCAUAUGCAACCGCUCUGAUUACAGGCGGGGGCAGCGGGAUAGGAUUCGCUGUAGCCCAGCUCUGCCGCUCGCAUGACAUGAACCUCAUUCUAGUAGAUAUCCACGCCGAAAACUUAGCCUAUGCCCAUACGAUCCUGGGUGACACCCCCACAGCCAAGACACUCACGCAUGUCAUGGACGUCGGUGACCUGGCUUCCUGGGAGUACCUGUCUCGGAAAGUCGGGGAGACGUUUCCUAACGGGGUGGAUUUGUUGAUGCUCAAUGCGGGCGCAAGCUUUAAGCCGAGAUCCCCUGAGAUGCCGUGGGGAGAUCCGGAAUAUUUCCAGAAGACAUUUUCAACCAACAUCAUGGGCGUCGUGAACGGGCUCUCUGUAUUCAUCCCGGUAGUUACUGCCUCAGCCGACGAGCCGCGAGCCAUCAUCAUCACUGGCUCAAAGCAAGGUAUUACAAACCCGCCGGGCAAAAAUCCAGCAUACAACGCUAGUAAGUCCGCCGUGAAAUCCCUUGCAGAGCAUCUCAGUCACGAUCUUCUCCCGAACAAGAAUGUCUCUACACACCUCCUGGUUCCUGGCUGGACAUACACUUCCAUGACCGGAAAUACCGGUGUGGAGCCCGAUGCCAAAAGACCAAAGGGUGCAUGGCUGCCCGAGCAGGUUGCAGGGUAUUUGUAUGACAAGAUGGGCAAGGGUGAAUUUUACAUCAUUUGUCCUGACGACGAGGUCUCCGAGUCGCUUGACCGGGCAAGAAUAGCAUGGGCAAUGGGGGAUAUUAUCGAGCGCCGCCCGGCUUUGUCUAGGUGGAAUAGCAUGUGGAAGGAUGUCUCGGCGAAGUGGAUUGAGAGGGAUGCUGAGGUGAAGAGAAAGUCGUAG
Messenger RNA from Histoplasma capsulatum G186AR, 888 nucleotides. Its product is annotated as short-chain dehydrogenase/reductase. Lineage: Eukaryota; Fungi; Ascomycota; Eurotiomycetes; Onygenales; Ajellomycetaceae. The coding region runs from base 1 to 888 and encodes 295 amino acids. Gene Ontology annotation, molecular function: oxidoreductase activity, acting on NAD(P)H, oxygen as acceptor. The transcript is spliced from 2 exons. The record is from RefSeq and is a predicted model, not a curated record. Gene Ontology annotation, cellular component: intracellular anatomical structure.